AUGGCGUCGGGCUCGGAGCUGCCACAAUAUUCCUCUCAAGUGAAACGUAGAAAAAUCGAGAGUGAAGUUUAUGGUGUCUCGGUGCAUUUUGAUAUCGAUUUUCCAGAGGUCAAAGUCAAUCGUGAUACUCAAAUUAUCGAUAUUGAAGAACCCCUCGGUGGUGACAGUGGCUUCACAGACAUGAGCGACGGUGCAAAAUCCCUUUCGAACACCCCGGACUCGACGCACCUGUCGUCGACACCAUCGAGAACCGACUCCACGAGCGAUGACACUGGCUGUCCCUUGGACACCGCCGACGAGAAAGAUGAAGUGUCCUCGACAGUCUCCAAUCUCUCGGACUUGUCUGGCUUGUCCGAGCUGUCUGAGGAGACGGGACAGUUGUGGAGGAGCGCAUCUGCCUGGGUCCAGAAGCAGAUGCAGACUGGCACAGACCCACGUGAUUUACUUCAGCAGUUACUGAUGGAUCCCACUCAGAUUCCGGAGCAGGUCGAUGAUAUUACGUUAUGGAAGCUUGUGCUGAACAUAAUGUCUGAUCCACCGAGACGACAGAAGCUGAGCUACGUCAAUACCCUCAACGACGUGGUUAGAUUGAUCAAAGAUAGUAAAAACAUUAUUGUACUGACCGGGGCUGGUGUGAGUGUCAGCUGUGGAAUUCCAGAUUUCAGGAGUAGGGAUGGAAUCUACUCGAGGCUUGCACAAGAUUUUCCCAAUUUACCGGAUCCUCAGGCGAUGUUCGACAUAAACUUCUUCGCCCAGGACCCCCGUCCCUUCUUCAAGUUCGCCCGUGAGAUCUACCCGGGCCUCUUCAAGCCCUCCCCCUGUCACCGCUUCAUAAAGAUGCUGGAGAAACACAAAAAGCUGCUGCGCAACUACUCCCAGAACAUCGACACCCUGGAGCAAGUGGCGGGAAUUGAGAAUGUGAUAGAAUGCCACGGCUCCUUUGCCACAGCAUCCUGCACCAAAUGUAAAUUCCAGGUGACAGCCGAGGACAUUCGCACUGACAUCUUCACCCAGAGGAUUCCCCUCUGCCCCAAAUGCAGCACCAAUUCGCUCCCCUCUCUGGCGACCACCAACACCUCCCACAACUACACAGAUUUGGUAUCCCAGGGGAUCAUGAAGCCAGACAUUGUAUUCUUCGGUGAAGGUCUCCCCGACGUCUUUCACGACUCCAUCGCCAAGGACAAGGACGACUGCGACCUGUUGAUUGUCAUUGGUUCCUCCCUAAAGGUCAGACCUGUGGCCCUUAUUCCCUCGUCGAUUCCCUCCCACGUGCCCCAGAUUCUCAUCAACCGAGAGUCCCUACCACACCUGAAAUUCGACGUAGAACUCCUGGGAGAUGGCGACAUAAUCAUCAAUCAGUUGUGCCACCUCAUGGGUGAGGAAUUUCACGAGUUGUGCUGGAGCGAGAAGAUCCUCGAGGAGAGCCCUCACCUGCUGCCCCCCAGGUUCGAGGACCCUUGGGAGAGGAGCAACAACUCGACCCAGGACAGCACUGAGAUCAUCCUCAAGCAGCACAAUGUCUCCAACGAGAGCCAGGACAGCUUGAGCAUCAACUCGAACACUCCCAAGCACCUGGGGAACAGUGAAAUCUGCAUUUCUCCUUUUGACGCUGGACACAUGGAGGGGAACGAGGGCUUCUCCCUGCUGGAGAGCCCUAAGCGACCUCUGGACGACUCCAGCGUUGAGAGCAGCCCUAAGAGGCUAAACAGAUCCUCGGGGUCCACUAGGUCCAGCGAUGAGGGGGAGAGGUUCAGGUUCACGAGAAUUGUCUCUGUCGAGUCGACUUCUGAGAAUAAUGGACAGGUUUUCAACCUUGAGGAGUGCCAUGUGAUACCCAGGAUUAUUGAGCAGGGGGCGAGGAUUGAGGAGAGGGAGGCUGAGGACAAGUAUGGAAAGUCGAGACAUGCUUCUAUAGAUUCGGCUAUUGACUCGGGGAUCGGGGACAGUUGUAAUAGUGUGGACAGCUCUGAGGCGAAGGAGAUCGAGGAGAAGCGGCAGGAGAUGGAGAGGAGGUGGGGGGAGAUGAAGGAGAGCCUGGCGGGGAGAUUGCCGGAGGGAAGCUAUUAUCAGGUUUCAUCGGGGAAGUACAUCUUCCCGGGGGCUGAGGUUUAUCUGGAGGGCGAGGACUUCGGGGAGAUGGAGGCCAGGGGGAGUGAGAUCUCUACUGUGACGUAUGCAGAGGAUGAGCGCAGAGCAACGUAAGGGUAACAAUAAAAAAAAAUGUAACUUGAGGUUACGAAAUCGUGCAAUUCAGUCUGUUAAUAACCUCCAGAGGAGCAUUAAGCAGACGUAAUCCUCCGAUCGUUGAGGAUCGAGAGUUCGAGGGGAUGUUUAGGAAACGCUGAGAGAGAUUAGCUGACGUCUGUCGUCAUCACGAAGUUCGAUUAUUCCUUUGGACUAAGAACGGGUUAACGUGUAAUAUUGGUACUUCAGGUCCCAGUGUCAAGAGAUUGACCAGUUGAAUGAGAAAAUCGUUGUGAAGUGAAAUUGAAUCAUCGAAUUUUUAUGCAUUCUGCGUAAUUAUUUUAAUUUCUCCAUUUCACUCCAUUGAAUUGAGGACAAGGACUGGCUUAUGUCGUCGCUCACAUUAUUUAUCCGCUAUUGUAAAUACUGUAUUUUGUAACCGAUUUUUAUUUGUUGAGUUGAAUGUAUGAGGAAAAAUGAUGUAGGCUUAUUGUUAAGGGACGUCUGCAGGAAGUUGAGAUGUAAAUAGGGAGGAAAUUUUCGUUGCAUUUUGGGGCAUGUGGAGGGCAUGAUGAUUAGACUUCUCUGAUGUUUAAUUGCCUCGGAAUUGUUUAAACAAAUGUCCGGAGAAAUGAUGAAAUGUGGGGAGAACGUUAGUUUUUCAGGAUUCAUUUGUUAAAAGUGGAAUUAUCUAGCAAACGGGAGGGUUUAAGAGAAAUUGUCAUAAGAAUUUUUUUGUAGGGAAUUUAAUUUUCAACAAAAAAUGUCUUAUGAUAUUUUCUUGUAGAACCACUCGUUUUGGAGAUAAGUGCGAAAAACUAAAACAGGAAAUUUGACUCAUUGGGUUUCAAGACUUCUUCGAUAAAUUUAUUGAUCCAUUACCUCCUGGUAGUGAUUAUUAACCAAAAGAGAUGAAUUAUAGAUCGUCUUCAUUUCUCCAUUACAGUGAUCGAUUUAUCGUUUCGAGACUCCAUUCAAUCAAUUUAAAAUUUAAGUAGAACAUAAAUUAUUGGGGUUGAGAGGAAUAAUUAAAUACUAUUUAUAAUAUUUCGUGAUUAAUUGGGAUUAAUUGAUCGAUCCAUUGCCCUUUUUUGUACGAUCUCAAUGUAUUAAGUUAAAAAAUGAAAGAAAAUGAGAUUGGGAGGGAAAUUCAAUGGGAAAUUCAAUACUUAAGCUUUCUUCGCUUUUUGUUGGCAAAAUUCAUCUCAUGGAGAGUGCAAAAUCAAAUACUGCUGCAUUAAUUGUCCCAACAGGUGGAACUGCAAUGUUAAUCGAUGUCAAUUGAUUAAUCUCUGAUGUGAGGGAACGUAGAUGAAUUAUUAUUUCGUGGUUAUCACUAAUUUAAUUGAAAUUUUGAUUCUCCGGUUUAAUUGGAGCACAGGCGAAUGUACAAAGCAAUGCCAGAGGCUAAUAGCAUUGCGUGUUAUUUUUAUAUGGAAAGGAAAACAUGUGUAGUGACUUAAGAGAAAUGUAAAAAUAAUUGAAAAUGAUGAAAAAAUUAGAGGGGUUGAGUGAGGAGAGGAGAUGAUUUCGAAAUGGAUUUAUGGAUUUUCGAUAAAUCUGUUUAUUUAGGAGGAUAAUUUUUAAACUCGUCUUCUAUUCUCCACCACCGCAUCUCUCACAAGAUUGUGUGCGUUAAUUACCCGUAAACAGUCGUAAUAGUUCGAUCUAGAGAUAUUAAGCACCAGCAUAUGUAUUUUACCCAGAAUAAUACAACAAAAAUUGUUGAAAAAUAAUGAAGAAUGAAAGAAAGAAGAGAUUUUUUCUCUAGAUUAGCUGUAAAAACUGCAGAAGUGAAAAAACAAUUGAUGAAUUUAUUUUUAAUAGGAAAUUGAAUUAAAAUCGUGAUGUCUUAAUUUAAACGAACCAGUAUAAUCUAAUCGAAAUCGGGUAGACGAACGCCAAGAAUCGUUUCUUAGUUGAAAAUUAGAAAUGUUUUAUAAACAUUGACAUUUAAUUUUUUCUUCGCUUUGUAAAAAUGCCAAUUUAUUUAUAUUUGUUAUGAACAUGCUACUGGCACUCACUAAACCCGACACAAACAUGGAAGAAAAAAAUUAUAAUUGAAAUAAUUAAUAUAAUUAACUAUUUUCGAUGAAAAAUUCAUGAAAUUUCAUAAUUGGCUUUAAUUUAUUCUAAAAUCAUUGAGAUGAAAGACAAAUCAAUUGAUUAAUUUCAUCAAUUUUCUUUCAACAGUACUGACUUCUUAUAUAUAUUAAUUAAAAACGUAAUUGUAUGUGAAUAUUUAUUAUUUCUACUCCAUUCAAAUGAACUUGAAAAAAUGAUUUGAAUGAAAUAUCAAUUUCCACGUUAAUUAAUCACUGUUAAUUAUGAGUAAAUAAAUAAUCGAUUGAUAUUUUCGAACCGGACGCAAAACACUAGAUACAGAGUUUUGAAUUUUUUAUAAUUUGUUAUUUAAUGUAAUUGAUAAUAUAAAUUGUUUACUUUAUUUACAAAAACACAGUUUUAAGGAAUCAAUUAUUUUUCUCUCGGUAUUACUAACGCAUAAGGGAUCUAAUCUACUCAAAUCACAUCGUAAAUUAAAGAUUUUUUAUGAAAUUCAAGAGGAUCAUGUGCAGGUGUUUAUUUAUUCAGUUACCUCAUACAUUUAUUUCUAUUAUCUAUUACUACGAAUGAUUGAGACAUUUAUUGGGGGAUAAAUUGUCUUCGUGGAAAAUUUUGUGAGCUUCAAACAUGGUCUCUUAAUAUUUUUUUAUCCAAUGGUGUUGGACAUAUUUGCAAAAUAGUUCGAGAGGAAUUUUUGAAACUUCAGAAUUUUUCAUAUUAUUUAGUAAAUAUCUCGGAAAUUAUUCGAGUUAGAGGAAAAUGCCAGAGGAAAAUGCCUUGUUUGAUGGAAAUUGGAUUUCCUGCAAAAAUAGUCACUUGACAUUUUUUCAACAAUUCCCAAGAUAUUUGAUGAAUAAUAUAACUGCUGAUUAUUUUCAAGGGUAUCAUCGAGUGUUGCUUACAAUAACACUUGGAAUUAUCCCAGAAAAUCACCUAGCACUUGUGUUUCCAAUGAAAUAAUUCAAUUUCAAUCAGAAUUAUCGAAGAUUUAACGCAAUUGUUACGAAGAUUUUCCAUAAUACAUUCAUGUAGUAGAUAAAUGAAUGAAAAGAAAAUGGAAAAUGGUCUUAGAUGAAGUUGAAUUCCUAGUGGAUGAUAGAAAAUAGUCUGUAAAUAGGGGGGAAAUCGUGGGGGUAACGAUAAUCGCACGAGAAGAAUUGGCAGAUGACAAUUAAAGAAAUAAAUUAAUGAAACUAGUGUUAAGGGGGUGCAACAGAGAAUAAUCAACAAUUUCAUCUUCACAAUGGUAAAUAUUUUCUCACAAUCAUCUCUGUUGCUCGAUUAAGAUCAUAACGAGGUAAUGAAGUUUCGAGGAAUAAUGAGAGUGACUAUUUUUGUUGUUCGUGUAAUUGUCGUCGAGGGAGAGUGACUCUUGAUCAAUUAUCGGGGUGUCUUGAUAUUAUUUUGUACUUAACGAUUGGGGUGAAUACGAGAGGAUAAAUAGUUCAUAAUGAAUUACGUGCAAAUGUGUGUUGUACAUGGCAAUGAUAAAUAUGUAUAUUUUCAGCAGUAAUAAAGAGAAUUAAUGGUUAA
Molecule: messenger RNA, 5781 nt
Organism: Diachasma alloeum
Lineage: Eukaryota; Metazoa; Arthropoda; Insecta; Hymenoptera; Braconidae
Gene: Sirt1
Product: NAD-dependent histone deacetylase sirtuin-1
Exons: 5
Coding region: 1-2202 (733 amino acids)
Molecular function (GO): NAD+ binding
Source: RefSeq, a predicted model, not a curated record